UGAGGGAGGAACUCCGACAACAGAAAGUCAACCAGGAAACCGAGUCUGCUAAACUGACCCGCCGCCCCGGUCUGACAGCUAAACGGCGGUAUUAACAUCAGGAAUAACACAAUAUAUUAAUACAAGAUUUGUUUUUGGUGAUUAAGUGGACACAGAGCAGCGACAUGGCUUCCCUUUUCAAGAAGAAGACUGUCGACGACAUAAUCAGGGAACAAUCUAAGGAGUUGCGUGGCACUCAGAGACAGAUCACCAGGGACAGAGCAGCGCUGGAGAAACAAGAGAAACAAAUGGAGGCAGAGAUCAAGAAAAUGGCAAAGAGUGGUAACCGGGAGGCAUGUAAGAUCCUCGCCAAGCAGCUUGUCCAGCUGAGGAAGCAGAAAAACCGGACAUACGCCGUCAGCUCUAAGGUCACCUCCAUGUCUACACAGACAAAGGUCAUGAACUCCCAAAUGAAGAUGGCUGGUGCCAUGUCCACCACAGCCAAGACAAUGCAAGCAGUGAAUAAAAAGAUGGAUCCACAGAAGACCCUGAAGACCAUGCAGGACUUCCAGAAGGAGAACAUGAAGAUGGGCAUGACCGAGGACAUGAUCAACGACACUUUGGAUGAGAUCUUUGAUGAGUCUGGGGAUGAGGAAGAAUCUCAGGACAUUGUCAACCAGGUUCUGGAUGAGAUCGGCAUUGAGAUUUCAGGAAAGAUGGUGAGAGCUCCAGCUGCAGGAAAGAGUGUCCCCGGCGCCACCUCCUCCAAACAAGCCACCAUCUCUGAUGACGAGAUUGAGAGACAGCUCCGAGCUCUGGGAGUGGACUAAUUGUUGUCUUUGUGUUAAUGUUCACAGUAUAAACCAGUGCAACAUUAAUACUGAUUGAUAGAGACUCUGUAAGACAAUUGAAUUUGUCAUGUUCAAAUGCUACAGGUGUAACAAAAGGUGCGCAUCAACACAUGCAAACACACACACACACACACACACACACACACACACACACACACACACACACACACACA
This is a messenger RNA of Xiphias gladius (swordfish), 1003 nucleotides long. RefSeq names its product charged multivesicular body protein 2Ba (gene chmp2ba). The transcript is spliced from 6 exons. The record is from RefSeq and is a predicted model, not a curated record. Gene Ontology annotation, biological process: endosome transport via multivesicular body sorting pathway; late endosome to vacuole transport; protein transport. Gene Ontology annotation, cellular component: multivesicular body; ESCRT III complex. Lineage: Eukaryota; Metazoa; Chordata; Actinopteri; Istiophoriformes; Xiphiidae. The coding region runs from base 165 to 809 and encodes 214 amino acids.